AAACAACGUGUCGUGAAAAUUUAUUAUUUUGGUUUCAAAAUAAAUCAUUUCACAGCACAUUUUGUGACAGUUUCGUGCUUAUUCUAUUUAAAAUAAGCACUCAAAAUGGUGCGACAUAAUAAUCAAUUGCCGGAUAAUUUGCCUCAGCUGCAAAACUUGAUAAAACGAGAUCCCGAAUCAUACAAAGAUAACUUCUUGCAACAAUAUCGUCAUUAUGAGAGCGUGUUGGAAAUCUUCAAGUUGUCGCCCGACAAGGAAAACAAAAAGUUGGAUGAGCUCGUGAUGUUUUUAGCACAGGUUGCUCAAUGCUAUCCGGAAGAGCUGAAAAUGUUCCCUCAGCAACUUGUCGAGUUAUUACGUUCACAUUCAACGAAUUUGGAUCCCGAUAUGCGAAAUACUUUUUGUCGUGCCUUGAUUUUGUUGCGUAACAAACAACUCGUAUCAGCUUUGGAUCUUCUUGAAUUAUUCUUUCAGUUGUUAAAUUGUCAAGACAAGAAUUUGCGAAGUUUUUUGGAGACACACAUCAUUACAGACAUCAAAAAUAUGAAUGCCAAACAUAAGGAUAUGAAGCUAAAUUCAACGUUACAGAAUUUCAUGUUCUCACAACUCAAAAAUGCCAUGCCAAAAGCUGCGAAAAUGUCAAUUGACAUUAUGAUUGAAUUGUACAAGAAGAAUGUUUGGAAUGAUGCAAAAACGGUAAAUGUUAUUGCCACAGUUGGAUGUUUUUCGAAAUGCACCAAAGUUCAAGUUGCGUCGUUGAAGUUUUUCCUUGGGCAUGAUAAAGAAGAAGAAGAGGAAUCGGAUGACAGUGAAAAUGAACCUGAUUUGAAAAGUGCUAUUAUGGCGAAUCGCGUGAAUAAAAAGACAAAAAAACGUCAAAAGCAACUCGAUUCGGCGAAAAAGUUGUUCGUGAAGGCACAAAAGAAGAAAAGGAAAGCUGAAGUGUUCAACUUUUCCGCCGUACAUUUGAUUCACAAUCCACAGGGAAUGGCAGAGAAUCUUUUCAAACAACUUCAAAGCACAAACGAACGUUUUGAGGUAAAACUCAUGCAUCUGGAUGUCAUUUCACGUCUCAUUGGUAUCCACGAACUCUUUUUGUUCAGUUUCUAUCCAUACAUCAUGCGAUUUAUGCAACCGCAUCAACGCCAAGUUACGAGAAUUUUGCAAUUUGCGGCUCAAGCAUCUCACGAAUUAAUUCCUCCGGAAAUUAUUGAACCUCUUAUCAAAACGUUAGUCAAUAAUUUCGUUACAGAACGCAAUUCAAGCGAUGUUAUGGCAGUUGGUUUAAAUGCAGCACGUGAAAUUUGUUCUCGUUGUCCUCUUGCAAUGAGCGAAGAUCUUUUACGGGAUCUUGCGUUGUACAAAAAUUACAAAGAAAAGUCAGUUGUAAUGGCAGCGAGAUCGUUAAUUGCAUUGUACAGAGAACAACUUCCCGCAUUGUUACACAAAAAGGAUCGAGGACGCCCGACAGAAGCACAAGCUGAAUUAAAACCGAAGAAAUAUGGAGAAAUUCAAGCGGUAGAAACCAUUCCGGGAGCAGAAGCAUUGUUGAAAGCUGCUCCUGAAGUAACUGUCAAAGAAAAGGGCUCAAAGAAACGAAAACGCGAAGAUGAUGAUGAAUGGGUUGAUGUUAGCGACGAUGAUGGAGAAGAUUUUGGAAGCGAUUUCGAAACUUGUUCAGAUGAAGAAGACGAAAAUGAUGAAAAUGAAGAAGAAAACGAUUCUGAAGACGAAGAAAAUUCUGAAGAAGAAGAAGACAAAGAUUCAGAAGAGGAAGAAAACGAAUCAGAAAAAGGAGAAAAAUCUACUGAAGUCACUGUCGAUAAAGAAAAGGAAAAUUCCGGCGUUCAAAUUCUCGACGAAAAGGAAGCAGCAAAAGAAAUUGCUCUCACACGUAUUUUCACGGAUGAGGAUUUCGCAAGAAUCGAAGCAGAGCUUGUGAAGAAAAAGGUAACAAAUGCUCGUAAACGCCCAUUGGAACAAGAACGUCAGGAAUUCGUCAAGUUAGAUGACAUCGAAAUGAUUUACAAGAAACGUCGCACAGAUAAACAAGCUCGAUUGGAGAGCAUGCAAAAAGGUCGAGAAGGCAGAGAGAAAUUCGGAUACAAAGAUGGUCGUUUGAAUAUCCAUUGCUCGAAGACAAAUCGUGAGAAACGCAAGAACAAGAACUUCCAGAUGAUCCGACACAAAGAACAUCGCAAGAUAAAGAGUAGUUUCCGUGAUAAGCAACUUAAACUGAGAAAGCAUUUAAUGAACCAAAAGAAAAUGCGAUAAAAAUUGUUACAGAAUAGGACGUAAUUUUAUCUUGUUCGAGUUUUCGUUGAAACGUUCAACCAAACAAGAUUCUACCAAUAUUUUUACAAUUUCCUCAUUACGUUGCGUCACGUCGAUAAACUUAUCAACAUCUUCGAAGUGCGCGUCGAAUAACUCCUGCAAAAAUAAAAUAAAUAAAUUUUUAUUUAUUUAAACAAAA
Culicoides brevitarsis is the source of this 2473-nucleotide messenger RNA. It is a transcript of the gene Mys45A, whose product is annotated as protein SDA1 homolog. Gene Ontology annotation, cellular component: nucleolus. The record is from RefSeq and is a predicted model, not a curated record. Bases 106 to 2274 code for a protein of 722 amino acids. Lineage: Eukaryota; Metazoa; Arthropoda; Insecta; Diptera; Ceratopogonidae. Gene Ontology annotation, biological process: ribosomal large subunit biogenesis; ribosomal large subunit export from nucleus. The transcript has 2 exons.